CGGCGCUUUGGCCCGCUGGAGUGCAUCGCGAAACGAAACGACGAAGACAGAGAGAAACGAACUCUCUUUCUUACUCCCUCUCUGCGUAUCGGUGUGCAGCGUCUGUGCGCGAGUGUGUGAAGCCAUUCGCGAGUGCACGACAUCGCCACCCGAACUAGUGGCGCUGCUAGCGGGCUGGACGAUCCUGUUCAACGUGCCUCGAGAAAGACAGAGCGAAGGGAAGAAGCGUGAGCGCGACGAAGACGGAAAACUAAAAAGCGCACGUAUAGAUAUAGUAGAGAUGGGACACGGCCGAGCGAGCAAAUGGCUGCCGUGGCGGCCAUGAUGGCGAAGCGUAGGGCCAACUCAUCGUCGAUACCAGCAGUUUGUGAUUUCGCGGGCCUGCAGCCCAGCUUACGGCACACGAUGCCUGGCUGAGGUCCAGCCAGCCAGCCAGAGACCUGUCUGUCGAGCUCGUAGUGCAUAUCGACAACCAGGAAGCUUCGAAGAGACAUUAGCUAUAUACACACACACAUACACGUCACACUAGACGGAAUACUUGUGCCCCCUCCCCCCCCUCUCGACCACGAAACUCCGUGCGCUAUAUAUACGACUACUGGGACGAGCAGAAUAUACCUACCGAGCGAGUCGAGGAGGAGAGGAGGAGCAGGCGCGGGUGAGCAGCGGCUGCAGCUGCGCCCUCCCGCGCGCGCGCCGAGCCCGCCGUUCCCGCAGCUCCGAGGGGAGCCGCGGCAGUGGCCUGCUAGCUGACGACUGUCAGCACAACACGACCGAGAGUGGAGCACAAGGUGCAGCAGCGCCGGCGCCAUGAGCAAGCUCUCGUUCAGGGCGCGGGCCCUCGACGCGAGCAAGCCCAUGCCCAUCUUCAUGGCCGAGGAGCUACCGGGCCUGCCGGAGUUCUCGGCCAUCAACCGGGCCCUGCCGCAGAUGCCGAGCGUCAUGCAGAAGGAGGAGGAGUGCGAACUCCACCUUCAGGCAGCAAUGGAGAAAAAGCUGAUUAUUCCAACACCCGAAGUCAGCGAUAUCACGGAUACAGAGUUUUACGACAAAUUGUACCCUGCAAAUUACAAACAACCCAAGCAGUUGAUACACAUGCAGCCGUUUGCAAUGGAACAAGAUAUCCCAGAUUACGAUAUGGAUUCAGAGGAUGAAAAAUGGGUUGAAGCACAAAGUCGAAAACUAAAUCUGACGCCGUUACAGUUUGAAGAGAUGUUGGAUAGGCUAGAAAAGAAUUCAGAGCAAACGGUCAUUAAGUUACACCAGGCAAAAGAAAUUCUAAAAGAAAAUGAAGACCUAAUCAUCGCCGUAUAUGACUAUUGGCUCAAUAAGCGACUGAAAACUCAACAUCCUUUGCUAUUGGCCGUAAAAACAGAAAUUCGGGGUGGUUCUGCUGCUGCCAAUAACCCUUAUUUAGCAUUUAGAAGAAGAACAGAGAAAAUGCAAACGCGCAAACAUCGUAAAAAUGACGAAGCAAGCUACGAAAAGAUGCUUAAGCUUCGAAGGGAUCUUUUCAGAGCUGUGGAACUAUUGGACAUGGUCAAAACGCGAGAAAAUCUUAAACGUGAUCAUCUUAAUGUUACUAUCGAAAUUUAUGAAAAAAGGUAUCAAGCGCAAGACUUCAGUGGACAACUGCUCGCCGAAGUUUCGGCACUUAAGGCAUCCAGACCUGCGUUUGCUCCUCUGUUCACUAACCAGUUUGGAGUCCACCAAAACUGGGCCAACAAAGUGUGUGGAAAAGACGAUUCUAUACCAAGGAAGGAAAAAAGACAGUAUAAAAAACGAAAACAUAAAUCGGAUAUCAGGAGCGGUGGAUUGGAUGACGGUAAUAUUCGUGGGGGCAUCGGAACUGGUGGAAGCCGAGGCAAUCGUAUGGGCUUCGGAAGCGGGCUGGACCCGCUCGCUAGUUCGGACGAAGAAGGUCCGCUCCCGUCUCAUACACAGUCUUCUUCUCUUCCUUCGGAUCGCGACGACGAGGACACGGCAGAUGAAGGUCAAUUCACUUUUCGACGAAACAGAUAUAAUAGUUAUUUACCUCCUGUAUCAGGAGGGUUUGGAAAUUGGCCUUGGUGUUCUAAAGAAGAAGGAGGUCUUGCAGAUAAAAAAUAUAGGUUUGCUCUCACGAGCAUUAGUAAGCCUACACCAAGGUGUAUUGGUUACGCUCGGCGGAGGAUAGGUCGUGGUGGCAGGGUCAUAUUGGAUCGUUAUUCAAACGACAUGGACGAUGUCUGGUCCUCUUUAGAUUUUACGAUACACGAAUCCAAACGUGAUGCAUCGGAUCCAACGGCAGUUAAACACGAUUGGCUUCACUUUCGACCAAAGACGCCGCCACCUACGGAACACAACCCAAGUGAAGAGAGUAGUUCGAGUGAUUCUGAGGAAGAAUCGAUGCCAAGAUCGCAGCCAGAAUCACUUCCAUAUCCUUUCCCGCUAGAGGCAACGUCGAUAUGCGUCGAUUUUGAAACAGAUCGCAUGGACGAUGAGCCACCUUUCACGUCUGAAUUCAACAUAACGGACUACUUCUCUGUAGAUGGAGUGUCGGACUUUGACCUAGCUCUGCCUACUGAUAUUAGUGUGGAGCCAACAACAGACAAUAGUGAUUGGCGGACAGAAGAACUAGGAUGCUCUCGCGUCCAUGUUCUACCCGAGGUCGGAAAUGUGUUCGUACCACAAAUCCGACCGACGACGCAGUGCAGUGAUAGUGCUAAUAGUGUAAAUACGUCAAGUUGCUCGAAUGCCAUGUCGUCGAAUACGACAAGCAGUAGCAGCAGCAGUAGCAGCCAGUCAACAAUGGUGUCAAGCACGUCUGUGUCUACGCAGUGUUUAAGUGUUGAGGUUCAGUCGAGUAAUAACCAGGAUAAAUCUCACAAACAAUUGUUAAAUAACAGCACUGCUGCCUCCAUACUGUCCAAGUCCCUGACUAGUCCGACAAAUAACAGGAGUAGUGGCGCUGGGGGGGUCAGAGUCAUUGGUACGGCGACAGGAACUGUAACUAGUGCUAGUUGUACUAGUACUAGUGGCGCAAACUGUGGUAAUGGCCAUCCAAACGGUCCUGUUAAUUCCGUGCAAAAUGCGAAGAGUUUGCCGAACAGUACUCAUAUGGUAAACAAUCAACCAACGAUACUUUUAUCGCAGAAGCUCACCCCGUCCAAUUUGCUGCCAAGUCUCAAGCUUGCCAAUCUUGCCAGACAGCAGCAGCAAACUCAGCAAAAUCAGACUCAGCAAAUCCCAACGUCCGGGGAAAUUACGCUUAAUAGUAAUAGUGAAAAGUUGGAAAUGGAAGUGGAUGAAGUUGAGAGUUCGCCCUGCGAUGGCAAGCCACAACAACAGCAAUUAGUCAGAGCAAGCAAAACAAAUUCACUUGCAAUGGAAGUGACAUGAUGCCUGCUGUCGGCACCCCUGUUGCUGUCAUGUCACUGGGGGCUUUGUUAAUCAUUUUUACCAUGCCACGAUAAUCUAUAUCUACAACAAUUUAUUGGCAAUGGUUACAGUCGAGGUUUCUACAACUCGUUGUGACACUUAUAAGUAUAAAUAUCGUGGUGUGGUCAGGGCACGAAAAUAUUAAAUGAAGAAAAAAUGAGUAAAAAAAAAAAAAAUAAUAAGCAGCGUGAUGUUAACACCCGUUUCAUGACAACUAGAUUGAAGUGCGCUCACAACAAGAUAAAGCAAAAAAUGAUGGAACACACAUAUACACUAUACAACUCCCUUUAUUCAACUUGAACAGUAUUUAAAAAAUUUAAGAUUUAAAAUGUGCAACAGAUUCACUUUCCUUUUCUUUUUUUGUAUUACAUUUUUUGAGUAGCAGCCUUUGUCAGCAGUGUACGUUACGUAGAAGAAACACAUUACUUAUGUCUCAGUGUGUGUGAAUAAUGUUUGGUUUUUAAGUACACUGUUUCAACCAAAGAAAAUGACGGGAUUUAUUUUUAUUUCCUAUUAAUAAUAAUGAUAAUAUGUAUUGCUUUGCACAUAUCUCUUCCACUUCAAAAAUAUAUUGAAAUUGUCAUCAAAAAAAUGUGCAAAGCAGUAUAACGCUGUACUUAAAAACAAUCUAAUUCUUCGCGAUUCAUUUGUGGUUCACUUACUCAAAUAUAUAUUAAAAUAUAACAAAAUAUAUGAUUUAUAUAUUAAUUACAUACUGGUUAAACUUUGAUUUAACCUUGAAUCACACACCUGAUGACAUUUUUUAAAUCUUUGGUAAAAAAAGCUUUUUAUUUAGAAAUGUUUCCUAAAAUUUGUUAAUAACGUCAAACCCCUAAUGUUAAUAUUUAAUGCUACUAACUUAGAUAUCCUAUAGAAAUCUAGCAAUUAUUGCCGUUUUGGAAAAUAACGUACACAAGUAGAAUCUAUUUUACUUCUUUUAUCUCAAAACGACUGACAGCGAUGUUAAUAAAAAUCUAAAUGUUACUUCAAUGCGUAAUGAACAGUAGUAGCAUACCCUGGUUCAAAUUGAUAGUCAUUUUUCAGUUCUCAAAGUGUUACACUCUAAGUAAAAAAUGACUUCAAUCUCUGCAUUGUUCUUCUAUGUAACGUUCCUAAACCUUUACAGCUGAUAGAAAUCUAUUGCCAGUUCUGAGAGCAAAGUGUGCACGUGUGUAUGAUGAAAGGAAAUAAUAAUUCUUAGGGUUACUGGAAAAGUGUGAGAGAAAUAAUUGAAAAUUAAAAUAUAGACUCUGCAUUCCUAGUUUGAUGAAAAAAAAAAAA
Messenger RNA from Copidosoma floridanum, 4698 nucleotides. It is a transcript of the gene E(Pc), whose product is annotated as Enhancer of Polycomb. The record is from RefSeq and is a predicted model, not a curated record. Gene Ontology annotation, biological process: regulation of transcription by RNA polymerase II. Lineage: Eukaryota; Metazoa; Arthropoda; Insecta; Hymenoptera; Encyrtidae. Gene Ontology annotation, cellular component: NuA4 histone acetyltransferase complex.